GAAACGUGUCUUCUGUCUCUCCGCGGCUUCCGUAGAUGUGCUGGUAUUAAAAUGGCUGCUUUGGUUGACAACGAUUUAAUCCAGAGGGAUUUGCCCAAAGCUGUCGAGUUGCUGAAUAAUCUCACAGAGCAGGUCGUCUCAGUCACCAGCCACGUCCGUGAUCUGCUCACCAAAGUUAAAGAUGGCGCGUUUAAGACCUCCAAGGGUUUGUCCUUCUUGGAUCUUCGCUACCAUCUGCUGCUCUUCUAUCUUCAGGACCUCACUCACCUGAUGUACAUCAAGAUGCAGGGAGGCAAAAUCAAAGACAGCGAUGCUUUGAGCCGGGUGGUCACAAUCAGAACUGUUUUGGAGAAAAUGCGACCCUUGGAUCACAAACUGAAGUACCUGAUUGACAAACUGCUGCGUACAGCUGUCACUGGUAGCUUAGCUGAAAAUGACCCGCUGCAGCUGCGUCCAAAUCCUGAGAACCUCGUCAACAAACUGGGUGAAUCAGAGUCUGAAGACGAAGCAGGAAACGAAUCAACCAGUGAUAUGAAAGCAGCCCACCCAAGUAGCAAGAAGUAUAUACCACCAAAGAUCGCUCCAGUGCAUUACGACGGCGAUGUGACAGAAGCAGACAGGAAGAAGGCGCACAUGGAGCGGCUGCGUCGGGCUGCUCUCAGGAGUUCUGUGAUCCAGGAGCUGAGGCAGCAGUACAGCGACGCUCCCGAGGAGAUCCGAGACAGGAGAGACUUCCAAAGUGAGAGGCAGAGCCGUGAUGAACUCCAGAGGAAACAUUAUGAGGAGUCGAUGAUGGUACGUCUGAAUGUGCCAAAGCACCAAAAGAAUGCCAGGAAGAGGAGCACGAUGGCCAUGUCUGGUCAGCUGAGCGGCAUCACACACUUCAGUGACAUCACAGCUCUGACUGGCGGCGAAGGACCGGAUGGGGACAGCUCCCGACCCAAGAAAAAGAAGAAACUCAUGAAGAAGAAAACAAAAAGAAGAGCCUUUAAGAAGCAUCGAUAGGAUCUAAAUGUGGAGUUUGACCGUGUCGGAGCACCAGGUGGCCUGGAGAUUCAACUUUUCUUCCCAUAUCUAAGCUGGAGCAUUUUUCUGCUGUGAUUAAUAAAUUCUUGUCAGAUGUUUCUUUGAA
Molecule: messenger RNA, 1132 nt
Organism: Nothobranchius furzeri (turquoise killifish)
Lineage: Eukaryota; Metazoa; Chordata; Actinopteri; Cyprinodontiformes; Nothobranchiidae
Gene: ngdn
Product: neuroguidin, EIF4E binding protein
Biological process (GO): maturation of SSU-rRNA from tricistronic rRNA transcript (SSU-rRNA, 5.8S rRNA, LSU-rRNA)
Cellular component (GO): small-subunit processome; nucleolus
Source: RefSeq, a predicted model, not a curated record